Andrographis paniculata is the source of this 531-nucleotide messenger RNA. RefSeq names its product ubiquitin-like protein 5. The transcript is spliced from 2 exons. The record is from RefSeq and is a predicted model, not a curated record. Gene Ontology annotation, molecular function: protein tag activity; protein binding. Lineage: Eukaryota; Viridiplantae; Streptophyta; Magnoliopsida; Lamiales; Acanthaceae. The coding region runs from base 57 to 278 and encodes 73 amino acids. Gene Ontology annotation, biological process: protein modification process; mRNA splicing, via spliceosome. Gene Ontology annotation, cellular component: nucleus; cytoplasm.
AUUGAUAGAAUUGGGGAUUUUGAUUCUUUCUAGGGUUUGCGCCGUUGCUGUGGAAAAUGAUCGAGGUAGUGCUGAACGAUCGUCUUGGGAAGAAGGUGCGCGUCAAAUGCAACGACGACGACACCAUCGGAGACCUGAAGAAGCUCGUCGCCGCGCAGACGGGCACUCGUGCUGACAAGAUCAGGAUCCAGAAGUGGUACAACAUCUACAAGGACCACAUCACCCUCAAGGACUACGAGAUCCACGACGGAAUGGGCCUCGAGCUCUAUUACAACUAAUUCCUCAUCGUCGAGGUUGAUCGAGGAUGCACGGGAGGGAAUGCUGGAAAUACUUAUGUGUCAAUACCUAUAUAUAAGUCCAUUCGUCUCUGUGAAACUAUGUGGAGGUUUGUGAACUGAACUGUAAGACAGCUUUUCUUUACUCAUCGCACAAUCAGUGAAACUAUGUCUCGUAUGUAUGGGUCUUAUCUUAAUUGUGAUGCGGACAUUGCACGUUACCUGAUGUUUGCAUAAGCAUGGCGUUUCGAUGAAA